Messenger RNA from Culicoides brevitarsis, 2369 nucleotides. RefSeq names its product homeobox protein Hox-A7. NCBI's taxonomy places the organism in Eukaryota, Metazoa, Arthropoda, Insecta, Diptera, Ceratopogonidae. Gene Ontology annotation, biological process: brain development; regulation of transcription by RNA polymerase II; neuron differentiation. Gene Ontology annotation, molecular function: RNA polymerase II cis-regulatory region sequence-specific DNA binding; DNA-binding transcription factor activity, RNA polymerase II-specific. Gene Ontology annotation, cellular component: nucleus. The transcript has 6 exons. Bases 1343 to 2224 code for a protein of 293 amino acids. The record is from RefSeq and is a predicted model, not a curated record.
GUGUCUCUCAAUGAAAUCAAACACUUGAUCUAUUGCAAAAAAUUAUAGUAGUUCCUAUUAUUUACAAAAAAAAAUCAAUGGGUUCUAACUUAAAACUUAUAGAGGCUUACAAAAAUGUAGAGUCUUUCAUAAAAGAAAUCGGCAAUACUGUUUUUAAUGAUGAUACUCCUAUCGCAAAACAAAAAUUAGCAUCAAGAUCAAUAUGUUUGAUUUUGUUAAAGAAAAUGGAGAGUGAAAUGCUUCAAGGAAGAUUUUUAGAGCUCAAAAAUGAUUUCAUUAGGUCUGGAGCUCGGCAAACUGAAAUUGUAGACCCUACAAUUGAAUGCUUAGAAAAGUUGUUCUGUGAAAAUGGUUUUUUUGUCUACACUUACGUGGCAAAUCUGAUGAUUAUGCUUAUGCGACGUGUAGCUUUGGGAAUUGAAUACGUAGGGAAUCAAAAUGCUGAAAAAAUACUUGAUUUAUAUGCAGAAGUUAGCAAGACUUUUUAUCAAAAAGACUUUAACAAUUUUCAAAAAGCUUUUGAAGGACUAAUCGAUAAUGGUGUUAGCAUCGUUGACUUUAUAUAUGUCCAAACCCAUCAAUACUUGUCGUAUCAUUAUCGUUAUCAAGGACCUAAACAAUAUGGAAUAUUCAUGAUGACAAAAUAUAUGAAACUAAGAUUCCAAUUCCAUAUGUAUAGUGAAAUUGAAAAUAUUUUGGUUCGUUUAUGCCUUCUGAUUGUACAUGCUAUUGAAUUCGAUUUAUGUAUGUUCAAACAAGCACGUCAUUUAAUCAGUGUUGUUCACACUCACAUCAAGCGCAUAGAGGAACAUAAAGAUGAAUCUUUAGAUUCUUUCAAACUGAAAUUGCUAAAGCAGAUUAAGUUUAUUGUUGAAUCUCUGUAUUUGGCUGUAAAUUUACAAAAAUCAUAUGAAAAUAUGAUCAAAAAGGCUGAUAUUCACGAUUUUUUUGACAAAUAUGAAAAGUUUAAGGAUGAUGAAAUCGAAGACAUAGAUCUUCCGAUAAGAUUUGCUAGAAAUGAUGUGGAAAUGCGGGUUUUAUACAAGAAGUUGUGUGAAAUGAACAGUAUGAUUAACGAUCACACACUCUUAACCAUUUAUAACAAAAUUAAAGUAGCUUGCCAACAGUAAAAUUAAUAAAACACACGAUUAUGUACUUACAAUUCAAACUGCUAAUAAAUCAUAAGCAUUCAGUAUACAAUAUUAGCUCUAGUUGAGUAUUGAAAAACUAAAAUAUGUUCCUCAUUUUCUUACAGGACAAUGUAAAAUAAUAUAUCCUUGAGGUAAAAUUUUUCGUAGAUAUAAUAAAGGGGUCUUAAACUAAAGGUGUUAUAAGUUAUUUAAUGAUGAUUCAUCACCCCGCAAAAUACCAAAAUGAUAAUGUUACAAAUUUCCGCAACAUGCAUUCCUCAAAAAGUACUUUGUUGAACCACUCAAUAUGGCAAAAUCAAGAAACAGAUGAAACAAUCAAAGUUAUAGAAGAGCCGAAACUUAUUGAAAUAAAUGGUCGAAAUAAUUCCAUGUCUCCAAGUGGUCAUCCGAUUGAGUGCAAAUCUUUUACUAUCGCAGCGAUUUUAGGGUUGAAUAAUAAUAAUAACCAUAAUAGAAACUUUAAUGAAGUUGUAAAUUUAUCCCUCAGUCAAUCAAGUACAAUAUUCGGUGGCUUAGAUGGAAUACCGCAAUUGUACAGUGGAGGAUCAACAUCAAAUAGAAGAUCAAGCAUUAAUUAUCAAUGUACAGAACAUGCGCUUAAGAACUUGCAACAAACUUUCAGUACACAUGCAACAGAACUAAAAAAAGAGAAUUGUAUGAAUGCACUUGAAGAAAACGACGCAAUAAAAAAAUCAGUUUUUAAAAAUAAACGAGUUAGAACAAUUUUUACUCCAGAUCAAUUAGAACGUCUAGAAGCCGAGUUUGAAAGGCAACAAUAUAUGGUAGGCCCAGAACGAUUAUAUUUGGCUCAUACAUUACAUCUAACUGAAGCUCAAGUUAAAGUUUGGUUUCAAAACAGAAGAAUUAAAUGGAGAAAGCAUCACCUUGAAGUCACUCAACAAAGACUUGCGUUCCUAAGACAUCAACAAACGCAAUCAGUGUCUGAAACAAAACAGGUUAAAAAAAAUAUUGAUUUAAUUGAAAAACAAGAUUUCAGGUCAUCUGUAUCACCAGAGCUUACAGUUUGUUCAGAAUCUAACGAAGCAAUUAAUACUGAAAGCGAAAAUGAUUAAAAAGAAAUAUAUGAUAGUAAUGUAGAAUUGAAAAAAAAAACAGUUUUGCGCCUUUCUACACCUGUUCUGGCUUCAAAAUAAUACAAAACAUUGAAAAAUACAGACAUGCAGAUUUCAAAAUUGAAAUAAUAAAAUAAAAUUAAUU